Messenger RNA from Dendroctonus ponderosae (mountain pine beetle), 939 nucleotides. RefSeq lists its product as uncharacterized. The transcript has 8 exons. The record is from RefSeq and is a predicted model, not a curated record. The coding region runs from base 111 to 854 and encodes 247 amino acids. Lineage: Eukaryota; Metazoa; Arthropoda; Insecta; Coleoptera; Curculionidae.
AUAAGGGUUUAUAUAAAGACAGAAAGCUGUUGCAUCGGUAUUCAGUUCACCGUCGAAAGAGUUGAAAUCGGGUUUAUCAACUUUAGCCUGUUUUACCGACUUUAGCAACAAUGAACCGAAUCAUAACUCUGCUAGCCAUAAGCGUGGCACUAUCAGCAGCAAUGAGUGUGCCCAAUGUCUACCACAAGACUUCAAACUCACUCAAGCAAGAACAAUUAGCAGCUCUAAUAAAUCAACUGCUUCGAGAGAAGCAAGUUUAUCAAGAAGUGAAACGAGAAUGUUUAAGAAUGGGACCUUUAGGCUGCUUGAAUGAUCCCAGAAAGCAUCUACUAACUAUGUACAACCCUGGAAAGAGAUGUGCCAACUUUGGGGAUGAUGGGUGUCUUUCAGGUGGAGUUCAAGGAGCAGGUUCCGACAGUGAUUGGCUGGCCAGUGGUUUUACCCCCGGAAAAAGAUGCGCUAACUUUGGCGAUGAAGGCUGUGUUACAGGUGGAGUGAUUGGUGCUGCUUCAGAUAGUGACUGGAUUGGGGGUGGAUUCAGCCCUGGCAAACGUUGUGCCAAUUUAGGAGAUGAAGGCUGUGCUAAUGGUGGAGUUCCUGGGGCUGCUGCAGAUACCGACUGGAUUGAUGGAGGCUAUAGCCCAGGGAAACGAUGUGCCAACUUAGGGGACGAAGGAUGCGUUACUGGCGGAGUAUCGGGUGCAGGAUCUGAUAGUGAUUGGAUCAGUGGUGGAUUUAGCCCUGGAAAACGAUGCGCAAAUCUAGGAGAUGAAGGCUGCGCUAAUGCUGGAGUUGAGGGAGCUGGCUCUGACGCUGAUUGGUUGAGCGGCGAUUUUAAUCCAGGCAGAAGAUAAUCACAUACGAAACACCAAAAAGCUGCCUUGUGAAAUAAAACAGUUUGCGAAUCCAUUUAGAAGCAAAUAAAUAUAUAGAAAAAUU